CUCCCUCUUCCUGAGCACUUUUCACCCAGUUAGCACCAGACACAAAGUCGUUUCUCUCAGUGGGCUUUUUGAAAUACCUUCAACAUGAUUCUUGAGGCUCUUUUUAAUCGCAUGGACUUCAGCAACUGGCUGUUAUUUGGUUUAAUAUUGCUGCUUUUAAUCAAUGUGGUUAAAAACUGGAGGCCUCAUAACUUUCCUCCUGGACCUUGGUCUCUGCCGUUUGUAGGAAAUAUCUUCACUGGAGCCGACUUCAAAACAAUGGAGAAGCUUUCUCUGAAGUACGGCCCUAUCUUCAGCCUGAGGAAAGGCAGUACAAGAAUGGUGUUUAUUUCAGGGUACAAGAUGGUCAAAGAGGCUCUUGUCAACCAGCUGGACAGCUUUGCUGAUCGACCAAUUGUUCCUCUUUUCCAUGUUGUCUAUAAGGGACUUGGCAUAGUUCUGAGUAACGGUUACCUGUGGAUGAAACAGAGGAAGUUUGCAAACAUUCACCUGCGUUACUUUGGAGAGGGUGUGAAAUCCCUGGAAAAGUGCAUUGAAGUGGAGAGUAACUUCCUUUGUGAGGCGUUCAAGGAGGAGCAGGGAAGACCAUUCAAUCCUCACUACACCAUAACAAAUGCAGUGAGUAACAUCAUUGCCUCUGUAGUCUUUGGACAUCGCUUUGAGUACUCUGAUCCAACCUUUCGCAAAAUUCUGGAGUUGGACAACGAGGCUGUUUUGCUUUGUGGCUUAACUCGGACUCAGCUGUAUGAUGCCUUUCCUGGUUUAAUGAAAUACCUGCCAGGACCUCACCAGACUGUCCACCACAACUACAGGGAGAUCCUGAAAUUCCUGCAAAAGGAAAUAGAAAAGCACCAGGAGGAGUGGAACCCAGAUGAUCCUCGAGAUUUUAUUGAUGUCUACCUGGCAGAGAUGGACAAGAAAAAAGAAGAUCCCCAGGCUGGCUUCAACACUGAAACUCUGCUGUUUUGCACCCUUGACCUGAUUGAGGCUGGAACAGAAUCAGCUGCCACCACGUUACGCUGGGCCAUCCUAUACAUGCUGCACUACCCAGAGAUACAGCAGAAGGUCCAGGCGGAGAUAGACAGGGUGAUAGGACAAUCUCGUCAACCCACCAUGGCUGACAGACCCAACCUUCCCUACACUGAUGCCGUCAUCCAUGAGACCCAAAGGAUGGGAAAUAUUGUCCCCCUGGGAUUUCCCAAAAUGGCCAGUAAAGAUGCUACACUGGGUGGAUAUUUUAUUCCAAAGGGGACACCCGUUGUUACAAUGCUGUCGUCUGUGCUGUUUGAUAAGAAUGAGUGGGCAACACCUGAUGUCUUCAAUCCAGAGCAUUUCUUGGAUUCAGAGGGCAGGUUCCUCAGAAGAGAUGCCUUCUUACCAUUUUCAGCAGGUAAACGUGCGUGUAUAGGAGAACACCUGGCCAGAAUGGAGCUGUUCCUUUUUUUUGCAACGCUUCUUCAGCGCUUUACCUUCUCACCUGUUCCGGGAGAGCUGCCAGGCUUGGAGGGUGUGAUGGGUUUCACUUAUUCUCCGCAGACGUUCAGGGUCCUGGCUGUGCCUCGUUGAUUUCAUCAUAGCCAAACAUCUCCGUGAUAUAUGUCUUCUUUUUGUACACCACAAUAUCAGGAGUUUAGAAAUUGUGGGAGAUGCAUUGAAAGUCAUAUAACAAAUAAGCAAAGAUACUUUUUAAAACAUACAUAUAAACAUUUUCCAUACACUUACAUACAUACAUAUAUACAUAUGACACAUAUACCUACUGUAUAUGGUGACUAUGGCUGGUUUAUGACUUUUAUAUAUAGACUAAUUAAUAAACAUGUACAGCAGCAUUUCCCAUAAUACUUUCAUUAUUAUGUGGUGACAGGAGCUACAAUUACUUUAUUUGUUGUUCUAUUUCAUGUAUUAACCAUUAAAUCUUUAUAUUGAAUCUAACAGUUCAUUAAGAGAUCACUAAAGGCUUUGUCCUAACUGAGAUAGAUAUUUAUAUUAUAUUAUAUUUAAUAUACUUUAGUACAUCAGCAUAUUCUCAGUUCUGUGAACGUUGCCUCUGUAAAUGACUCACAGUUGGCAAUGCCUUGCAUGAUAAGAAUGUUUGUAAAAUAAUUAAAGGUAUUAGUUGGCGGUAUUCUCUAUUUUCUAGGACAAAAGUCAGUCCUGUGUUUGUUGGGAGCUAUGACAUGGUUCAACAUUAACCUCCAUAUCAAACACUUAUUAGGUGAAAGAAUGAAAUGUUUUGCAAAAACA
Messenger RNA from Melanotaenia boesemani (Boeseman's rainbowfish), 2241 nucleotides. Its product is annotated as cytochrome P450 2J2-like. The record is from RefSeq and is a predicted model, not a curated record. The coding region runs from base 85 to 1566 and encodes 493 amino acids. Gene Ontology annotation, molecular function: iron ion binding; oxidoreductase activity, acting on paired donors, with incorporation or reduction of molecular oxygen, reduced flavin or flavoprotein as one donor, and incorporation of one atom of oxygen; heme binding. Gene Ontology annotation, biological process: xenobiotic metabolic process. The transcript is spliced from 9 exons. Gene Ontology annotation, cellular component: cytoplasm; intracellular membrane-bounded organelle. Lineage: Eukaryota; Metazoa; Chordata; Actinopteri; Atheriniformes; Melanotaeniidae.